Molecule: messenger RNA, 2549 nt
Organism: Engraulis encrasicolus (European anchovy)
Lineage: Eukaryota; Metazoa; Chordata; Actinopteri; Clupeiformes; Engraulidae
Product: sodium- and chloride-dependent transporter XTRP3-like
Exons: 12
Coding region: 416-2227 (603 amino acids)
Biological process (GO): sodium ion transmembrane transport
Cellular component (GO): plasma membrane
Molecular function (GO): L-proline transmembrane transporter activity
Source: RefSeq, a predicted model, not a curated record
CGCACGUGUUUCAGGGACCGGGAGAGUGGAAAAACCCCAAAAAGAUUCAGCGCUGUUAUCAGCUAAGAAAACAUAAAAACUGGGGCAUCACUAUGGCACUGGCACACUGAGAAGAACGAACAUUUUGUCUCUUCAGGUGGAAACAGCAGUGUGCAACGUUUAUCAGAAAUAAACGUCCUGUUUACUUUGUGGGUUAAUUUCCCUUAACUUUGUGUUUUUUUCGCAUUUAAGAAUCCUGUGUGUAACUACAAGUCAGCUGGUGUAUCCUUGCUAAGACUGUUCAUCUUCUUUGUCUGGAUCUCAUUCUUCACACUGCGCCCUGAGGGCUGGCUAUCCAAGAAAAUAAAGUGCUAUACAAGUCCGCCGCUCCUUCAGUUGUUCCUUCACGUCGACACAGCGCUGACAGACAAGAGAGAUGGAGAAGGGCGACGCGAGACCCUCGUGGGAUAACCCCAUGCAGUUUGUGCUGGCGUGCGUGUCUUACGCCGUGGGACUCGGCAACGUCUGGAGAUUCCCCUAUCUGUGCCAGAUGCACGGCGGAGGUGGCUUUAUGAUCCCGUACAUGUUGAUGCUGGUGCUGGAGGGUAUCCCCCUGUUCUCCAUGGAGCUGGCCAUUGGGCAGAAGAUGCGGCUGGGCAGCAUUGGAGCCUGGAGCGCCAUCAACCCAUACCUGGGAGGAGUGGGCAUUGCCAGUGUCAUCACAUCUUUGUACUUGUGUCUCUACUACAAUGUCAUCAAUGCCUGGAGCUUCUGGUACCUCUUCCAUUCGUUUCAGUCGACGUUGCCGUGGGCCGAGUGCCCGGUGAACAGCAACCUGACGGGCUACCUGGAGGAGUGUGAGGUGGCCACGCCCACCCAGUACUUCUUCUACCGCCAGACGCUCAACAUCUCGUCCUCCAUCGACGACAACGGCGGCGUGCACAUGGGCCAGGCGCUCUGCCUCCUGCUGGCCUGGAUGAUCGUCUACCUCUUCAUCGUGCGCGGAGUCAAGUCCACCGGCAAGGUGGUGUACUUCACGGCCACCUUCCCCUACGUGGUGCUCUUCAUCUACCUCAUCCGAGGAGUCACCCUGCACGGGGCGCUCAACGGAGUCAAAUACAUGUUCACACCAAAGCUGGAGCAGCUGGCCAACCCUCAGACGUGGAUCAACGCGGCCACGCAGAUCUUCUUCUCCCUGGGCCUGGGCUUCGGCUCGCUCAUCGCCUUCGCCAGCUACAACCACCACCACAACAACUUCGAGCGGCAGGCCAUCGUGGUCUCGCUCAUCAACAGCGGCACCUCCAUCUUCGCCAGCAUCGUCACCUUCUCCAUCUACGGCUUCAAGGCCACGUUCAACUACGAGAGCUGCCUGCAGAGAGUCAGGCUUCUGCUUCUCAACACUUUUGACAUGGCGGAGGAGUCCAUCAAUAUGGACAACAUACAGUACUGGGUGACGGAGCUGAACCGCACACACCCAGACCAGUUCGCCCUCCUGGAGCCCAAGCUGGAAACCUGUGACCUGGAGGCCGAACUAGACACGGCGGUGGAGGGGACGGGACUGGCCUUCAUCGUGUACAGCGAGGCCAUUAAGAACAUGCCAGCAUCGCAGCUGUGGUCGGUGCUGUACUUCUCCAUGCUGUUGCUGCUGGGGAUGGGCAGCAUGCUGGGUAACGUCACCGCCAUCAUCACGCCGCUACGGGACUUCAAGGUGCUCGCGCGCAACUUCAGCAACGAGACGCUAAAUGGCCUGGUGUGUGUGUUCUGCCUGCUUCUGGGUCUGGGCUUCACCACGCGCUCGGGCAACUACUGGUUCACCAUGUUCAACGAGUACGGAGCCACCUUCUCCCUCCUCUUCAUCGUCCUCAUCGAGGUCAUCACCGUCAGCUACAUCUACGGACUCAAGAGGUUUGAGAAGGAUAUUGAGGACAUGCUGGGCCACAAGCCCAACUGGUACUGGAAGAUCAUGUGGGCCUUCGUCAGCCCGCUGCUCCUCGUCAGCCUCUUCAUCUUCUACAUCGUCAACUACAUACGUGGCGGAACGCCCACCUACCAGGCCUGGGACGAAGAGCUGGGAAGGUCGGUGGUGACAGAGUACCCGUGGUAUGGACAGGCCUUCAUCGCCCUGCUGUUGGCGUCGUCUGUGUGCUGUGUGCCCGCUUAUGCUCUCUACGCCUACUGCACCAAGAAGCAGAAGGUGAAGAGUGUGCCCCCCCACGAGCACACCAUCAGCGCCAUCUCGGGGGUGUAGAGGGAGGCAUGGACUAUAUACCCCAUAGGAUGGAUGACCACCCCAAACGCACAACCCAGAAAUGGACACACGCACCCUCACACUCACACACAUACUGUGUACACUCACACGGGACAAAGACUCGACGCCACCAACUGAUAUGAGUCUCUGGGUUGCGCAGAAGCGCACGAGACUACCAUCGAUUUCAGACUAUUGUUCUACACACACACACACUCAUGCACAUGUGCGUGCAGGCGCACGCACACACACAUACACUUCAUGCUGUUAUGUGACUGACAAGAGAUUAGCUCGUCACAUAUCACUAUCGCAUUGCCAAAAUCUG